Molecule: messenger RNA, 8516 nt
Organism: Triplophysa rosa
Lineage: Eukaryota; Metazoa; Chordata; Actinopteri; Cypriniformes; Nemacheilidae
Gene: sipa1l3
Product: signal-induced proliferation-associated 1 like 3
Exons: 22
Coding region: 541-5676 (1711 amino acids)
Biological process (GO): regulation of small GTPase mediated signal transduction; activation of GTPase activity; establishment of epithelial cell polarity
Cellular component (GO): Golgi apparatus; cytoplasm; plasma membrane
Molecular function (GO): protein binding; GTPase activator activity
Source: RefSeq, a predicted model, not a curated record
UGUACGUGUGUGCGCGAGUAGCAGCCGGGCGUCGUGGUUUCGGUUGGCUGGGAGGAAGAGGAAUAACGAAUGUGGAAGCCAAGAAGAAUUCCUCGUUGGCGAACGGCGCUGGGGCGAGAAGUGUACAAUAUUCAUAGGAUUUCUGAAACCUUUUUACGGACUACACAUGUUUGCUUUGGAAAUUUAAGUUUCCCCACGCAUGCCCUGCUCGGAUAAGAUACGGUAAAAGAUGGAGACGGCUCAUUGCUGAUGCAGUGAAAACAGCUCAAUAAUUCUAGUGUAAUAAGGACAAAAAUACAUUUUUGGAAAAGGUUUGUGAUUCGAGUGGAGUUUAAUCUUUGCUGUGAUUGGUCCAGAGGAUCAGAGACGGCGUGUCAUUUCUCACCAAGGAAAUAAAUGUGGGAGUGGGAGGAAGCAACAGCAGCGUGGAGCUCAUCCAUACCUCCUCCCUGCCAAUAAAUACCAGCCUUCUCGGUCCAGGAUGCUCUCUCCCACACGACCCCUGCUGCCCUCUUCAGCCCUGAGACUUCACUGGGCUCCAUGAACAUGUACAGAGACACAGGGGUGUGUGCCACACCUCUCUCCCAACCCCCUCCCCACCUCCGUCUAACCCUCCACAAUGGCCACUCUUCUAUGGGUGAUCCGAUCCCAUCCCGUGUCUCAGUGCCAAAAAUGGGGGUCCGAGCUCGGAUUGCAGAGUGGCCUCCACGAAGGGCACUGUCACGGGAAUCGCUGCUUGAGAACGGCCAGGGAAGUCAUUAUGACCUCAGUGAUGACGGGCUUACACGUGGGGCCUUGAUCAGAUUCCCCCACCGAGGGGAUAGUGAUUUUCUUGAAUCAGGUGGUCGGUUGGUGAUUCCGGGCACACCCCCAUGCUUUCAGACUCCGGGGUUUGCUCCAUUAGGGCAGCGCUCCAACAGCGAGAUUACACUAAGUGAACAAGAUGAAACAGAAGUCGAAGGCCGUUUAUUCCGGGAAUAUGGCAGUACCUCUUCCAUCAACGUGCAGGCGGUGUCGGAACAAAGCUUUUUUGAUAUGCUCAGCCAGUUUCAACAGGAACGACCAGACCAGCGCAGCACAGCCCCCGCCAAACUUGGAGAGCUACUUGGUGCGCCGACUACUUUAGAUGGACCGACCUCGCAUGCGUUCCUAUCAACUCCACGUCCCGAUGACCGCCCAGAGAAUCGCGUACGCAAGAAGAGCGGCGGCACAGAGUCAUCUCUCGGCACCUCCUCCUUAUUCCGCAAACUCCGCAGCUCCAGCAGAGGUGAAACUGAAACUCCCCGUGGUGACGCCGAUGAUGCUCCAGCCCUAGAAACAUUGUCUUCCAAACCAUGGCUCUGUGUGCACAGUUUUGCCCACUACGAUGCUCAGAGCGUCCUUUUUGACUUGCACGAGGCAGCAGCUUCCCGCAGCUAUGCUGCCCAGCGGAGAAACACAGCCACCGGAGCGUCAGCUGCUUCCUCUGCCGCUUCCUCCGCCGCUGUUUCCUUGGCAGUUUCCAGAGCUCUUGCUCUGGGGGGCGUAGAGCCCAGCUUUUCCAGCACUGAUGACCUCAGUGUCAGAGACCUGUCGGAAAGUUCGACCAUAGUCCUGGAACAGUCAGAGCAGGCUGGUUCACCCAGUUCUAAGCACCAGUUGUUGCUGAGCUGCCCGCACUUUCUCAAUGAGACUGGAAGCUUUGGGGAGCGUAAAGUUAGCUUCCUGAGCUCAUGGGCGGAGCGGGGAGAGUCUGGCGUGGUGGAGGCCAGGCUGCACCCACGUUGCAGUAAUGCCAGUGUGUCUAUACUGGAAGCGUCGCCAGAAGUUCAGGCCUCCAGGUUGGAGAGACUGCAGCAUCACUGCAUUGAGCACGUCGACCUGGGUGCCAGAUACUACCAGGUGCACUUCCAUGGGAAAGAGCACUGGAACUACUUUGGUACUGAUGAGACGCUGGGGCCUGUGGCUUUGAGCAUCCGUAGAGAGAAACUGGACGAUACCAAAGAUUUGAAGGACCAGUAUCAAUACCGCAUCAUCUUCCGCACCAGUGAGAUGGUCACGUUGCGAGGAGCGAUCCUGGAGGACACGGUUCCGUCCUCGGCGAAGCACGGAUCGGUUCGAGGUCUGCCUCUGAAAGAAGUUUUGGAGUAUGUGCUGCCAGAGCUCAGCGUGCCCUGCCUGCGACUGUCCCUCAACACACCCAAGGUCACGGAGCAGAUUCUAAAACUGGACGAGCAGGGGCUCAGUCGGAAACACAAAGUGGGCAUCCUGCUGUGUCGGGCUGGACAGAGCACAGAGGAAGAGAUGUACAACAACGAAGAAGCCACGCCAGCGUUCACCGCCUUCAUGGAGCUGCUGGGAGAAACUGUGUGUCUGAGGGGUUUUAACAAAUAUGCUGCCCAGCUGGAUACCAAAACGGACUCAACUGGAACACACUCUCUGUAUACCACCUAUCAAGACUACGAGAUCAUGUUUCAUGUGUCCACCAUGCUUCCAUACAUGCCCAAUAAUCCUCAACAGCUCCUGAGGAAGAGGCACAUAGGAAAUGAUAUAGUCACUAUUAUAUUCCAGGAGCCUGGAGCUCUUCCGUUUACUCCACAGAAUAUUCGCUCACACUUCCAGCACGUGUUCGUGAUUGUCCGCGUGCACAACCCUUGCUCUGACAACACCUGCUACAGUGUGGCAGUGACACGCAUGAAGGACGUCCCUCCAUUUGGCCCGCCUCUUCCCUCAAACGGCGUGAUGUUUCGUGACCCCGCUGCCUUCCGCGCCUUCCUGCUAGCCAAGAUCAUCAACGCCGAAAACGCCGCACACAAAUCGGAGAAAUUCCACACAAUGGCCACCCGUACGCGCCAAGGGUACCUGCGUGACCUGGCGGAAAACUGCGUUUCCACAACACCGCUGGACACUGCCGGCAAGCUGAACAAUCUCAUCUCUCUGGCUUCCAAACGGAAGGAACGCGUGCGGCCACGAGAGGGGGCAGAGAUGGGUGCCAUGGGGGCGCUUGUUUGGCGUGUGCUUGCGCAGGACUUUAGCGGCGGAGGUGCCGAGCUACCCUGUGUGCUGGCCAUCUCCAAUGAGUAUGUAGUACUGGCGGACUGCUCUACCAAAGAGGUGGUGUUUAAUUGUUUCUGCGCUGACGUGAUUGGCUGGACAGCAGAAAGACUUGCACUGAAGGUUUACUAUGGCAGAGGAGACCACGUGGCCUUACGGGUGCCCGAGGGCAAUGCCCAGGAUAUCAGAGAGGUGGUGCAGAGACUUAAGACAUUGACUGUAGGUUGUGAGACUGUUGAUAUGACGUUACGGCGUAAUGGUUUAGGUCAGCUUGGUUUCCACGUUCGUCUGGACGGAACGGUGUCUGAGGUGGAGGAAUAUGGUUUUGCUUGGCAGGCGGGUCUCCGACAGGGCAGCCGAUUGGUGGAGAUCUGCAAGGUUGCCGCGGUGACGCUCUCCCACGAGCAAAUGAUUGACCUACUGCGGACGUCGGUCACUGUUAAAGUGGUCAUCAUUCCACCUUAUGAAGAGGGAGGGGCCCGCAGGGGCUGCACAGAGGAGUUCGAGAUGAAGAUGAUGGAGCAGAAAGGAGAAGCGGAGCCAGUAGCCGCAGGGUAUCGCAGUGGGCAGCGGACGCCAGUAUGGCGCUGGGACAGCCCCCCUGCGACACACAGCACCGCCCAGCGUUGGACCCCCAGUGGCGCCCCACCUGCGGUCCCCAGUCGAACACACAAAGCGCUGGUUCCUAUUCCAUACAGAGAACCCCAGCACAUCUCAGCGAAACGGCCUGUCAGUUACCCAGAAAACCAGUACAGCGUAUCUCCAAUCGGUGCGGACAGAGGGAUGCCAUAUAGAAAUCCCUCGGCUAGUUUCUCCACUACAGGUUCUGGGUUCAACUCCGCAGCACUGGGGGUGCCAGGACAUAGUGGACCCUUUGUUCGCUAUAAACCCUCUCCAGACAGGUUUGGAUCAGCCCAGAGGUCUCUACAACAGUUUGACCCACAUGUUACGGUUGAUGUGUCAAGUGGAGAAUCGUCAUCUGGCUUCACGAGUCAAGAGAGCACGAUGGAACGCAACAAGUCAGAGCCCAUGUGGCACGUCGCUGCUUCAUCACGAGGUGUGUCGGUGGGGUCAGCUCCAAGAAGACAAAACCGACAGGACGUCGCAGGGAAGGACUCUCCAAACCGCCACUCUAAGGGUGAAACACAUUACUCCAGUCAUUCCAGCAGUAACACCCUCUCCAGCAAUGCCUCCAGCAGUCACAGCGAUGAACGCUGGUUUGAUGGGUUGGGAGGCGGGGCUUCAGGGGCCCUGAGUGAUCCUUUAGAUCCUGAUCCUGACCCCAUGGGGAAGGGAGGCUCCAGUGACAGUGGCAUUGAUGCAUCUCUCUACACGCCCAGCCCCAACACUAAAGGAGGCAAGCCCAGCCGCAGUCGCGUAGGCACUCCCCACAAACCCAUGCACGGCUCUGCUACAUACAGUGGCCUUCAGGAACUGUCGGGAACGGGGGACGGGCGUCGUAGGGAGUCGUCCCCAGUCAUUCCUGCAUCCGCCAGUCAAAGCAAGAACUAUCGCACACGCACGUUUCCCCCUCCGGGAUCAGGCAAUACAGACAACUUCAAACCGAGGGCCUUUACCCCUCAAGGGUAUAAAACCCCUGCGAUGGCAGACAAACCUCGACCAUUCAGAGCUUCAACUGCCACACCCUCAUCUGGCUCCACCCAGCUGUCAAGCUCCGCCCCCAAAUCCUUUACUAAAAGCAAGCAGAGUGCAUGGCAACAGGAGGAGAGCAGUACCGCAUCCAGCACCACAACCACUGACACCAACAAGCAAGUGGACAUGAACAGUAAAAACGUGUUCGGACAGCCUCGAUUACGUGCCUCUCUGAGGGACCUGCGCUCACCACGCAGAGCUCAUAAGAGCACUAUUGAGGACGACUUGAAAAAGCUCAUCAUCAUGGACAACCCCGUAGAGAUGCCAUCACGAGACGCAUCGCCACAUCGGACUCUGCAGCGCACUUUCUCAGAUGAGAGCCUGUGUAGUGGCCGGAGAGACGCUAGUUAUGCAAGCACACCACUUUUUGAAGGACAGGUCCCGCCCAGCGACCUCCUCUUCACAUGCACGCUGCCUACACGGCGCCACAACACCAACCACGGAGCCCUCAUGCCUAGUAAGAAAGUGCCGUUGUCAGCCUCAGAGUUGUCUCUGACUGAGGUGAGGGAUAAGGUUCCACCCCUCAGAAGGCUUGACCCUGGACUCAUGCCUCUUCCUGACACUGCCUGUGGCCUGGAGUGGUCCAGCCUUGUCAAUGCUGCCAAGGCGUAUGAAGGUACGAGUCAAUGCACGUUGCAAAGGGCCGUUUCUUUGUUUUCACUGUCUGAGCCUCACACGGGGGGCAAUGAGUUGAGGCCUGUCAUCAGCCCUGUGCCUUUCCACACGCCACAGACACCUCGCACAACCCCUACUUUCAGCAGCGAAGAAACUUCUAAUAACUUGCCCGGUCGUCUGUAUCAUUUAGAAGUCAUGCUAAAACAACUAAACAACGAUCUGGAAAAAGAGAAACUGGACAAAAAAGUGUUGUUAGCAGAGAUGGCUAAUCUGAAGGAGAAUAACCAGCGUCUGCAUGAAGAAUCUCUCUCGGCCAGUGAACAGCUACGGAAAUUUAGCCAACUCUUGUCCUCUAGCAUGCCCGAGAGGAAGUGACUUCCUCUCUGUGCAAAUGGAGUGAAUUUCAGAAGAUGGAGGAGAUCCUUACGUACCAGUGCUUUGCCUCAUGUGGCGCGUUGUGUGCCAAAAGCUGUUUGAAAUCAUUUUUUAUCACCCAGUUUAUUCACUGUCCCGUUCAACCUCAUCUAAGGCAGACGUCCUCUGGUGAGCAAAAAAGAUCUGCCAGCUUAUCGUAUCUCACAGCUGACGCCACACAUAAAACUGUGAGCUCUAUCAAAGUGUGAUGGAGGGGUUAGAGACGAGAAACUGGAAAAACGUGGGAAAAAACUGAAAGCCGGUACGGAUGUAAAAAGAUCUAUUUUUAAAAAACAAACGUGCGUAAUAAGUCCAACCUUGAAAAGUGCGCGCUCCUCAUCAAAAAUAGCACUAUGAUCUAAUUCCUUUCAGAACUAUUUUCACAUUGUAGAUUUAUUUUUGUAAUCAACCAGUCGACACUUGAGCCGAGCUUAAGACACUAAAAAUCAGAGAGGCCUAUUGCACAGUCAGCUCAACAGCCAAAAAAACAACACUCAUCAGAAAAGCAGACCAACAAAACAAAUCUACACUUGAGCCAUGUGACAGAUCCUGUGAUAACACUACCUGUCCCAGCAUGCAACAUUGGAGCAUGUGCAGAAACACGGUACUGUAAUUUUCAAGUAGAGGUACAUUGACUCUCAGAUGAUGUGUAUCACUGUUAGUGUAAGUUACGAUUCACAUACGUGUGCAGGUACAUUAAACAUCAAAAAGAAACACUAUUGUAAAUUGAUAUUUUUACACUUUGAAGAUUUCAUCUCAGCUGAUUUCUAGGAAGCAUUCAUCAAACCUUGCUUCAUCCAUGCCCAUUUAACAGACUUCUGCAUUUUUUGGGGCAUUCUUUAACAUAAAAUCCCAUAGGGAUUAUAGUGACUGAAGCUCAUCUGCCAUAAUGGCUCUGUAGAUCUUCACCAAACUAAGGACAGAAAAAAAGUGGAGACCAAAAUUUCAAGUCUUGUAAUGGAAAUGGUCGCUGACCAUUGACAGCGACUGCUACUAAAACUGUGAUGUUACACCCAAGUCUUUGUUCAUUUCUCUGUGAAUGGACAUCCGUCAGUUGUUAAGUGACAGUGUCAUGUGACAGGAAAUGCCAUUUGCUCUUCCUGUAUCGUUUUGGCACAGCACUGUGUGUAAACUCGGGCUGUUCUGUCAAAUUUAGACACUGUAUAUCUAUAUGCAAAGGCGACAAACACUUGUUAGCUGUGUUCCAUACAGACUCUAUUUUUCUAUUUGUAUUGUUUUAGUUCAGGUUUAUAAGGUCAAACGACUGUUGGCAAUAGAUGGCUGUUUUAGAUCAUUAUGUUUACAUACAAAGACCUUAUUCUUCAGACUGUAGAUGGACUGCAGUGCUCUGUAAAAUCUUAGGAGGUCUUUGUUUUCUCCCAUGUUUAUUGAAUGAGUUUUGGUUAACUGGAGUAACAGUCAGGCUGGAUGUAAUAUGGUUUAUCGUGUACCCAGUGCGGUUCUGUACAUGUCUGCCUUAAGAGUGGUCAGGGAGUCCAACGUUGACCAGUGAUCUGUUGUAAUUUACAACUCAUAUCGGCUCUGUCCAUCCCUUUAACCUGAUCCAACUGGAAAAUAUCUCCUCCUCUCUCAGGAUCCAUAAGCUGCCCUCUUAGUGACCUGGUCUAUUUCUCGAAAUUAUUUAUUCAUGUCAGAGCAAAAGCACUGCUACAGUCAGUUAACUUUAUUGUAUUAGUCGUUGCUUUCAUAAUAGCUCUAAAUGAAAACCUGAUGACUUUGCUCAGACAUAAAUAAUAACCAUAUUAAUAUGUAAAUGGAAAAGAUUCAUUUUAUGGAGUAAGUGUGAGAUGUUACACAUAAACAGAGACAUUAUUCAUUGCAGGAUUCCUUAGUGCUCUUUAGUGGUGUAAUUGUACAUAGGGGGAUUUUUAUAAAGCUUUGAACUGCUAAUAGCUAACAUGACCUGUUUCAUCUCCUCACAAUAAACGAUAAAAAGAAAAAACUGUAUACACCUUAAAAAGUUGAAUUACUCGUCAUCCAUUGUUCAGCUUUAAUAAGCAUAUGAUGCAUUUUGACCAUUCAUAUUACUAUAAGCUCUUUUGUCCCCCUGUUUUAGGUCAUUUACUGUUAGGGAUGUUUUUUAAUUCUCAUCUCAUUGCUGUGAUUACAAGAACUCCACCCACUUAAUGUUUUUGUCAAAGAAGUGGGAGGUUCUUUGGACUCUUGGUGUCUCACUCAGUUCUGGAUUACUGGGUGUUAUAUCUACACCAUGGAUCGUUUUAUAAUUUCUGUUUGUUUUGUAGUUGGGUGGAGGUGUUUUAAUUAAGUUUGUUCUUUUUAUUUUAAAAAGAUGAGUAAUAUACUUGUGAAACCAUCUUAUGUGCAUCUGUGUUGCGCAUUCAUAAAUCAAAGCAAAAUAUAUAGUCCAGCUGUUAUAUUUGAAGGUUUAUUUUUACGUGUAAUAUUGUGACUAUUUAUUUUAAUCUUCUUCUCUCCUUUUUUUAAAUGCAUUAAAGCAAAUUCAAAGCGAAUUUGCAAGAUUACAGAUUUGGUAACAUUAUUGGAGGGUACUGAGUUAAUAUUUUUUUAUUUGCCUUUUGUUUUGAUUGAUUCAUGAUCUUUUGUACAAAGCUGAUUUUAUUAUCCUUUUUUAUCGUAAGUUCUUUUUUUGUCUCUGUUUUCAUUAGCUUUAUGCAUGAGACAGCGGCUCCAAUGCCUUGAUUAUCUAUCUUUCAGUUUUAUUUGGGGAUGUUGUAUCAAUGAGUGUACAUUUAAUAAGUGUAAAUUAUGUUUUCAUUAUUUUAUAAAAAAUAUAUUAAAAAUAUUUCAUAAUGAUAGAA